AUGGACGCUGCCUCUGAUCAGCGUACAGCACAAGCCCACAGGAGUCCUACUCUCGACCCGGAGUAUUGGGACUCGGCGCCCCCUCUGAAACGUAAAAAACUUCGAAAGGGAACUCGGAGCUGCUGGGAAUGCAAGCGACGGAAGAUGAAAUGCGUGUUUGACGGUCCCGAUAACGCAGUCUGCGUUGGCUGUCAUACACGUUGGACCAAAUGCGUGAGCCAGGAGUUCCCGGAGAAAGUGCCCACCAUUUCCACCAUUUUAGAUGAUAAUCGCCAGCUACGGAGUCGCCUGCGACGUGUGGAGUCGCAGCUGGCUGGUCUUCCAACCCCACCAUCGGUCUGCAAGCAUCCCUCAAGCAACGCGUCUCCUCCAUCUCAUGGGCCCAUCAAUACCCCGACCGAAGACCGACACCCUCAGGAUGAUCUCAUUCUUGACCGAAAUUCAUCGUCUGCCCAUGCCAUCGGUGAUCCAGGCGCGUCCGGGGCCGAUGCAUUGUCUCGAACUCUUUGGGGUUUCUUGCCCUCGCGACAAGAUACCGCCAUAAUCUACAAGGCUAGUGGCGGCCACCAUUCUAUUCCAUUCCAUGAAGUCCUAACUACCCCGUACGGAAUUCUCAAUCAAGAUGGUGGCCUUCGGUCGCAAGAGCGGCUGCGCGAGGUCCCAGGUCCAAACUCGCACCCGAUAGCGCGUCACAUGCUGCAUCUAGCGAGCUUCCUCCAGCACUUACACCCCGAUCCCGAUCUCAAUGAAGAGCUCCGGGGCAUCUCGGAGGCCCCACAGGCGAUACGCGAACGUCUAGCUGAUAAAGCUAUCAGUCUGGUGACCACCAAUGUCAGGUUCGUGGGCAGCUUUGAGUUUCUGGAAUGUAUUAUGAUCGAGAGCUUGUAUCAAGCGAAUUGCGGGUAUUUACGACGAAGCUGGAUGACUGCGCGACGAGCCAUGACUAUCGCGCAGUCGAUGGGCUUUCAUCGGUCGGGGGCUCGGACUCAGUAUACGGUUCUCCAUCCGCAGACCAAGGCAUACCCGGACAUCAUGUGGUUUCGCAUUGUCUUCUACGAUCGACAGAUGUGCCUUAUUCUCGGUAUGCCACAAGGAACCUCCGAUCAGAGUAUGGCCUCCGAUGCGAUGCUCGCCAAGGAUUCGGCCAGCGGUCGUCUUGAGCGAAUCCAUUGUGUCAUCGCAUCGCAAAUUUUGGACCGCAACGAAUCUGACUCGGUCAGCUACGAUUACUCCUGGACGCAGAAUCUCGAUAAGCAACUGCAGCGAGCGGCUCGGAACUUGCCAAGCCGCUGGUGGCUGGUCCCAAACCUCAGCGGCGAGAAGCAAUACUCACAGGCUUUAUUCUGGGAAAUGCGACGACUCUCAGAACAAUUAUUUCAUUAUAACCUCCUCAACCAGCUCCACCUUCCCUACUUAUUUCGCGACUCGCUUGAGCGCAAGUUCGAUUAUUCUCGAAUCACUUGUGUCAACGCCUCGCGAGAGAUCUUAUCCCGCUUCAUCAUGCUGCGCCGCUGA
This is a messenger RNA of Penicillium cosmopolitanum, 1515 nucleotides long. Its product is annotated as Zn(II)2Cys6 transcription factor. Gene Ontology annotation, molecular function: DNA-binding transcription factor activity, RNA polymerase II-specific; DNA binding; zinc ion binding. The record is from RefSeq and is a predicted model, not a curated record. The coding region runs from base 1 to 1515 and encodes 504 amino acids. Lineage: Eukaryota; Fungi; Ascomycota; Eurotiomycetes; Eurotiales; Aspergillaceae. The transcript has a single exon. Gene Ontology annotation, biological process: regulation of DNA-templated transcription; DNA-templated transcription.